This is a messenger RNA of Chanos chanos (milkfish), 2624 nucleotides long. It is a transcript of the gene dact1, whose product is annotated as dishevelled-binding antagonist of beta-catenin 1. The coding region runs from base 62 to 2554 and encodes 830 amino acids. The record is from RefSeq and is a predicted model, not a curated record. The transcript is spliced from 4 exons. Gene Ontology annotation, biological process: regulation of Wnt signaling pathway, planar cell polarity pathway; negative regulation of JNK cascade; negative regulation of canonical Wnt signaling pathway. Gene Ontology annotation, cellular component: cytoplasm. Lineage: Eukaryota; Metazoa; Chordata; Actinopteri; Gonorynchiformes; Chanidae.
AACUGAGAAGGCAACAAAUUUCAAACCAAUGGUUUGAGUUAUUUUUUUGCCUCUGGAUACUAUGAAGCAGACGACUGCCUUAACAGAGAUGAUAGCUUCUAAGGAUUUUACGCUGAUACGGGAUAGGAAGGAAUUUGAUAUAUGUGUCCGAGAGAGGAUGGAGGGUGAGCUGGAUCGCGUGCGGACUCGAGAGAGGCUGGAAGCGACACUCGCAGGACUGGGUGAACUGGAAUACCUUCGACAGAGGCAGGAAUUACUGGUCCGAAAUGUCUUAAACCAUAGGGAGAGUGUCAGUGCAACUGGAGAGGAUAAAGUGUGUGUGGUAGCUGAGGAGAACUACCUGAGCACAGAGGAAAAACUUCUGGAGGAGAAUAUUUUAUUGCUGAGAAAACAGCUGAACUGUCUCAGGAGGAGGGACGCUGGUUUGAUCAAUCAACUGCAGGAGCUGGACAGACAAAUCAGUGACCUCCGUCUGGACACAGAAGCAACACAUGAGCAUGCGGAGAUGGACAGCCGGCCAAGCUCAGGUUUUUAUGAGCUGAGUGAUGGGGCUUCAGGCUCUCUCUCUAACUCCUCCAACUCUGUCUUCAGCGAGUGUUUGUCCAGCUGUCGUUCCAGCACCUGCCUCUGUGCCCCCCUCGACACAUCGCUGUGUGCCUCUGAGGGGCGACCCAAACCUUCAGACGAGCUCGUUGCGUGUACAGAAUGUGAAGCCCACUGUGAGGACCAGGGUUCUGGAACAGUCCGCAGGUCGCUCUCUUCCCCUUACUCUCCCUCUUUGGAUGGCUCGUCUGACGGCCAGUCCAAAUACCACUGUGACCUGAUUGUGAAGAAUGGGACAGACGUGUACCGCUACCCCAGCCCCCUCCACGCCGUGGCAGUACAGAGUCCCAUAUUUUUCCAGUCCAUAACCAACCAUCUGAAAGACGAAGGCAGCCUUUCAAAGGCUCCCGAUGCCUCGGAUGAGGGCCAGAAGUCUGAUCAGCUGCUGGCAUCUCAGAACGCGUCUUGGACAGCAUCUCAUACGCCCUCCAACAAAAGACUGGACAAUUAUAUCUUUGGGUUACUCCAGAGAAGGGCGCAGCCCAUAAGGACCAACAAACCAAGGACAAGCAUUAAUACAGACCCUUCCAAGAGCAUUUUACGACAAGCCAGUCUGUGUGUGCGGACGCCUGCCGCUGCACAGCCACAAGGAUGGACCCCUGACUUUAAGCCAAACUGGCAGACAAGUUUACAAGGAUCAGCAGCGGCUAACAUUGAACUUAAUACAAUGUCUCCUCAGAGACAGUGGUCUGUCGAGUCCAAAGGAGAACUCUUUGAGAGUGGGGCUUCUUAUUCUGUAAACCAACCUCAAAAUGGAUAUUUAAUAAACAGUGACAUUGGUACCAACAGUCUCUUGAAAAAGAAAAGCUCUCUGAACAAUAAAGGUCAACCUUUAACCAUGGCGCCUAAGGAUUUCCAGGAUCCUGGCAGCCCUAAUGCAGUUUGUUCCCCCAAACACAGCAAGAUUCCUUAUUAUCCCACCAAGGAAGACAAUAAAUCAACACAGACAAUGAAGACAGGCACUCCAAACAAGAGCCCCAAAGCUCAGGCUUCAGACCCUUCGUGUACUGGUAAAAAAGACGACCGAGUGGUACCCGACCAGAUGAGUCUGGGGUCAUCAUCUCAGAGCCAAGAUGAAGGCGGGCACAUGGUAAAUGCUCAGUACAUCCCAGCCCAAAAACAGUCUGUCAAACUCCGAAAGGGAGGAGGCAAGAAUGUCAAGAUCGUCAAGGUGAAGAACGCCACGCCAGCGAAACCCAAGGCCCAUGGGGAGCUGGCGGUAGAAGCGAACCGAGACAGGCAUCGAACGGGGUCUAGGAAGUCUCGCCCUUUGGAGGAUCCUCCUCUACCGCACAAAGCUUCCAAAAAGCCCUCCUGCAAGGCUAGGAGGAUCCCGGCUCCUAUUCCAGAAGGCCGAGUGUUGGAGAGGCACACACCAUCAGCGACAGGCAGAUCAUCUUCCCACAGGCACCAUGGGCACCACGGACACCAUGGAAGAGACGUGGUGUUGGCCAAACCCAAGUACAAGCGAAAUGACUACCGCCGACUUCGGGCCAUCACGGAGGUACCGUAUGAAGAGGCCUACAGGAGAGCCCAUCGCAGGCAGAAACGGGAGAUGCUCAGUCAGAUGUCCGCCAUGUACUUACCAUCGAAUGUACAGUUCACCAGCCCCUACGCCUACGUUGGCAGCGACUCGGAGUACUCGGCUGAGUGCGCCUCUCUGUUUCAUUCAACCAUCCUGGAUACGAGCGAGGACGAACGGAGCAACUACACCACUAACUGUUUUGGGGACAGCGAAUCCAGUGUCAGUGAGGGUGAUUAUGUGGCUGAGAGCAGCACUAGCAGUGACUCUGAAGGAAGUGCUGGGGUGAACUGGCCUCAACGUGGACAGGCAGCCACGGGAUCCUCAGGCCAGGCCAAGGCUUUUGUCAAAAUCAAGGCCUCCCAUAACCUGAAGAGAAAGAUCCUACGCUUCCGGUCAGGUUCUUUAAAACUCAUGACCACGGUGUGAGAGAGCGUUGAAUGGACUUCAUCAGGGGAUGCGCAGCCAAUCAAAUUGGCCUCCCUUGAUUCCAGCCCAA